UGAAUUGCUAGCACCAUAUAUGUCUGAAAUAUAGCUAGUUCAUUAAUUCAAAAAGCACGAAAAUCACCAAAGCAUUAAUGAAAGAAACUAGUAUCAUUUUGGUGUGCUCAUGUUUAUUCUCAAUCAUGACGUUCUCUUCUGCAGCAGGGGACACCAUAGCUGCAAAAGAAAGCAUUAGUGAUGGACAGACCAUUGUUUCAGCACGCGGAGAGUUUGAAAUGGGAUUUUUCAGCCCCCAAGGCAAUCCCCUCAAUCGAUAUUUCGGAAUUUGGUACAAGAAGAUUUCACCUGGAACAGUUGUAUGGGUGGCUAACAGAGAGGCUCCCAUUUCUAAUACUUCAGGAGUUGUCAGAGUCAGUAGCAGGGGAAUUGUUGUAAGUACUAAUCAAAGUACUCGCAGCAUUUGGACGUCGAAUUCUUCAGCAUCAGUGAAGAAUCCAGUGGCUCAGUUAUUAGAUACUGGGAAUCUUGUUUUCCGGGAUGAAAAUGAGGUAGAGAAUUUUGCAUGGCAGAGUUUUGAUCAUCCUGGGAAUACUAUUUUACCAGGCAUGAAAUGUGGAUUUGAUUUAGUAAGUGGCGUAGACAGGUACUUUUCGCCAUGGAAAAGCGAUGAUGAUCCGGCGCCUGGUGAAUAUACUUCAAGGCUUGAUAAAAAUGGUUAUCCGCAGCUUAUUUUGAUGAAAGGUUCAGUGGUUCGGUACAGGACUGGACCUUGGGUUGGCUCAAGAUUCAGUGGCGUUCCUGUUCUCAAGCCUAAUGGAUUCUAUACUAUCGAAUACGUGAUAACUCCGACGGAAGUCUAUUAUGUUAAUCAUCUUGUUAAUAGUUCUGAAUCUCCUAUUACAAGGGCGGUGUUGGCACCAGAUGGCGUGUCAACUCGAUAUAAAUGGAACAGUGACAAGCAUUCUUGGUCACAGUUUCUGACUUUAGAAGCCGGGGAUUGUGAUCGUUAUGAGGCUUGUGGAAGAAACGGUGUUUGCAAUGUUAACAAGUCUCCGAGGUGUGAAUGUAUAAAAGGGUUUGAUCCGAAAAGACCAGAACACUGGGCGGAAGCAGAUUGGACUAGUGGUUGUUCGCGCAAUGUUGAACUGGAAUGUGGAAAUGAAGAUGGUUUCUUUAAGUAUACUGGUGUGAAAUUGCCAGACACGCGAUGGUCAAAGUAUAACAUGAGCAUGAGCCUUGUGGAAUGCGAGGACAUGUGCUUGAAGGAUUGCAAUUGUACAGCGUAUUCAAAUACAGAUAUUCGGAAUGGGGGAAGUGGAUGCCUGUUGUGGUUUGGUGACUUGAAGGAUAUGAGAGGCUAUUCAGCCGAUGGACAAGAUCUGUAUGUAAAAAUGGCAGCGUCUGAAUUGAAGGGGAGCAAAAAUUCUGGAAAAAAGACGCGAGUGUGGAUCGUGUUAAUUCCUGUUUUCAUUGUACUAGCUGCAAUAUUAUGCCUCUUUCUAUUGUAUAGAAUCAGGAAAAAGAGAACUAAGAGAGCAGGGAUAAUGCAACUCAACUUAUAUAAUGUUGGUGAUGCCACCAGAGAGGAGGGCCCAGAUCUUGAUUUACCUUUGCUUGGCUUCAUACAAAUUGCAAAGGCAACGGAUAAUUUCUCCGACAAUAACAAGCUUGGGGAAGGAGGUUUUGGUGCUGUUUACAAGGGAGUGUUGGAAGAUGGACAAGAAAUAGCUGUAAAGAGGCUCUCAAAGGACUCAAGACAAGGAGUGAAGGAGUUCAUGAAUGAAGUUUCAUGCAUUGCUAAGCUUCAGCACCGAAAUCUUGUGAGGCUUAUUGCGUGCUGCGUUGAGGAACAGGAAAGGAUGCUGGUCUAUGAAUAUAUGCCUAACAAAGGUUUAGAUUCAUAUCUUUUCGAUAGAGAAAAGUGCAAAUCAUUUGAUUGGCAAAAGCGCUACAAUAUUAUAAAUGGCACUGCAAAAGGGCUACUCUAUCUGCACCAGGAUUCAAGACUUAGAGUCAUUCAUAGAGAUCUCAAAGCCAGUAACAUUUUACUCGAUUAUGAGAUGAACCCAAAAAUAUCAGACUUUGGAUUGGCAAGAAUUUUCGGAGAAAGUGAAACUGAAGCCUGUACAACAAGAGUAGUGGGAACAUACGGAUACAUGCCACCAGAGUACGCGAUUGAAGGGUUGUUCUCAACUAAAUCGGAUGUUUAUAGCUUUGGCGUAUUAUUACUAGAGAUAAUAAGUGGAAAGAAAAACAGAGGUUUUAGCCAUCCUGAUCACAACCUGAAUCUUGCUGGUCAUGCAUGGAGGUGCCACCUUGAAAACAAUCUUCUGAGCAUAGCUGAUGAAGUGAUCUUGAAUUCAAGUAAUGAACAUGAAGUGUUUCGAGUGACUGAAAUCGCUUUAUUGUGUGUUCAAGAAUAUCCUGAAGACAGGCCAAGCAUGUCAUCAGUGGUGCUGAUGCUGAGCGGCGAAAUUGCAUUGCCUAAUUCUAAAAAGCCCGGAUUCUACUCGGAUAAACAAAAGCCUAAUGACACAACUUCGCCAUCAUCAAAUAACACAUCUUGCAGCAUCAAUAGCGCCAGUGUCUCAUUCUAUGCACCUAGAUAUAUGGCUCCGGUUAGUAGUUUGCAGGCUAAUGGAACUUGGGUGUUUGGGGUCAGAAAUUACCGCUUGAUUAGGGAGCUUCGAGGGUUGUGUGUCAAUAUUCAGGUUGUGAGAAUUGAUAAGAUCAGCUGGAAUGGUGCAGAAAAUAAGAUUAACCAAACACCUGCAUUUGCCUGGAAAGUUGCAGAGCUUUUGAAUUGCUAUAUAUGCUUAUUCAUACAAACACAAAGUAUACAAAGAAUUAUCAAAGUAUCAAUGGAAAAAACUACCAUCAUUUUGGUGUGCUCUUGUUUAUUCUCAAUCAUGACGUUCUCUUCUGCAGCAGGAGACACCAUAGCUGCAAAUGAAAGCAUUAGUGAUGGACAGACCAUUGUUUCAGCACGCGGAGAGUUCGAAAUGGGAUUUUUCAGCCCCGAAGGCAAUCCCCAUAAUCGAUAUUUCGGAAUAUGGUACAAAAAGAUUUCCAAUGGAACAGUAAUAUGGGUGGCCAAUAGAGAGGCUCCGAUUUCUAAUACUUCAGGAGUUGUCAGAGUCAGUAGCAGGGGAAUUGUUGUUGGUACUAAUCACACUACUCGCAGCAUUUGGACGUCGAAUUCUUCAGCAUCAGUAAAGAAUCCAGUGGCUCAGUUACUAGAUACUGGGAAUCUUGUUUUCCGGGAUGAAAAUGAGCUACUGAAUUUUGCAUGGCAAAGUUUUGAUCAUCCUGUGGAUAAUUUUUUGCCAGGCAUGAAAUUUGGAUAUGAUUUAGUAAAUGGCCUAGACAGGUACUUUUCACCGUGGAAAAGUGAUGAUGAUCCAGCCCCUGGUGAAUAUACUCAUAGGGUUGAUAAAAAUGGGUAUCCACAGCUUAUUUUGUGGAAAGGUUCAGUCCCUUGGUACAGGACUGGACCUUGGGUUGGCUCAAGAUUUAGUGGCAUUCCUUUUCUGAAGCCUAAUGGAUUCUAUGUCAUUGAUUUCGUCAUAACUCAGACAGAAGUCUAUUAUGUUUUUAAUCUUGUCAAUAGUUCUGAAUCUCCUAUUACAAGGUGGACACUGGCACCAAACGGCGUAUCAACUCGUUAUAAAUGGAACAGAGACAAACAUUCUUGGUCACAGUAUCUGACUUUAGAAGUGAGCGAUUGUGAUGAUUAUGAAUUUUGUGGAGCAAAUGGUGUUUGCAAUGUUAACAAGUCUCCUCGGUGUGAAUGUAUAAAAGGGUUUGAUCCAAAAAACCCAGAACACUGGGCAGAAGCAGAUUGGACUAGUGGUUGUUCGCGCAAUGUUGAACUGGAAUGUGGAAAUGGAGAUGAUUUCUUUAGGUAUACUGGUCUGAAAUUGCCAGACACGCGAUGGUCAAAGUAUAAUAUGAGCAUGAGCCUUGUAGAAUGCAGGGACAAGUGUUUGAAGGAUUGCAAUUGUACAGCGUAUUCAAAUACAGAUAUUCGGAAUGGGGGAAGUGGAUGCUUGUUAUGGUUUGGUGACUUGAAGGAUAUGAGAGGCUACUCUGCCGAUGGACAAGAUCUGUAUGUUAAAAUGGCCGCGUCUGAAUUGAAGGGGAGCAAAAAUUCUGGACAGAAGACGGGAGUGUGGAUCGUGCUAGUUCCUGCUUUUGUUGUACUAGCUGCAAUAUGUUGCCUCUUACUGUUGUAUAGAAUCAGGAAAAAAGGAAUUAAGAGAGCAGGGAUAGUGCAAGUCGACUUAGAUAAUGUUGCUGCUGCCACCAGAGAGCAGGGCCCAGAUCUUGAUUUACCUUUGCUUGACUUCAUACAAAUUGCAAAGGCAACUGAUAAUUUCUCCGACAAUAACAAGCUUGGGGAAGGAGGUUUUGGUGCUGUUUACAAGGGAGUGUUGGAAGAGGGACAAGAAAUAGCUGUAAAGAGACUCUCAAAGGAUUCAAGACAAGGAGUCACUGAGUUCAUGAAUGAAGUUUCAUGCAUUGCUAAACUUCAGCACCGAAAUCUUGUCAGGCUUAUUGCGUGCUGCGUUGAGGAACAGGAAAGGAUGUUGGUCUAUGAAUAUAUGCCUAACAAGGGUUUAGAUUCAGUUCUUUUCGAUAAAGAAAUGUGCAAAUCACUUGAUUGGCCAAAGCGCUACAAUAUAAUAAACGGCACUGCAAAAGGGCUACUUUAUCUGCACCAGGAUUCAAGACUGAAAGUCAUUCAUAGAGAUCUCAAAGCCAGUAAUAUUUUACUAGACUAUGAGAUGAACCCGAAAAUAUCAGACUUUGGAUUGGCAAGGAUUUUCGGAGAAAGUGAAACUCAAGCCAGUACAACAACAGUAGUUGGGACAUACGGAUACAUGCCCCCAGAGUAUGCAAUUGAUGGAUUGUUCUCAACUAAAUCGGAUGUCUAUAGCUUUGGAGUAUUAUUACUAGAAAUAAUAAGUGGAAAGAAAAACAGAGGUUUUCGUCACCCAGAUCACAACCUUAAUCUUGUUGGUCAUGCAUGGAGGUGCUACACUGAAAACAAUCUUCUGGGCAUUGCUGACAAAGUGAUCUUGAAUUCAAGUAAUGAACAUGAAGUGUUUCGAGUGACUGAAAUCGGUUUAUUGUGCGUUCAAGAAUAUCCUGAAGACAGGCCAAGCAUGUCAUCAGUGGUUCUGAUGCUGAGCAGUGAAAUUGCAUUGCCUUGUUCAAAAAAGCCUGGAUUCUGCUCAGAGAGAAAAAAGCCUAAUGACACAACUUCGCCAGCAUCUAAUCAUACAUCUUGUAGCAUCAAUAGCUCUAGUGUCUCAUUCUAUGCACCUAGAUAAUACAUUUAUUAUUAGUUUGUGGAUUCUAUCAGGAAGAUAUUCUAAGUAAACAGUCAGUUAACUGGCAUCGCCCAUCGACGUGCAGGACUGCAGGAGGCAGGAUGACAAUCCAGGAGAGGGGAAGCCAAAAAAUAAAAAUCCUCCAAUAUUAUCUUGUAAUAACUUGAUUCUGUUUGAGAAUUGUGAUAUUCUAAAGAGAUGCAAAUAUACUUAGCAGGAUGCGCCCAUGGGA
Molecule: messenger RNA, 5511 nt
Organism: Daucus carota subsp. sativus
Lineage: Eukaryota; Viridiplantae; Streptophyta; Magnoliopsida; Apiales; Apiaceae
Exons: 15
Coding region: 78-5279 (1733 amino acids)
Biological process (GO): recognition of pollen; protein phosphorylation
Molecular function (GO): ATP binding; protein kinase activity
Source: RefSeq, a predicted model, not a curated record